Entrophospora sp. SA101 is the source of this 330-nucleotide messenger RNA. The record is from the annotation of a GenBank genome assembly. Lineage: Eukaryota; Fungi; Glomeromycota; Glomeromycetes; Entrophosporales; Entrophosporaceae.
AUGUCAACGUUUCGAAAUAAACCAUUGAAUCAAUCCAAAGUUGUUUCUUUGAUAAACCGAAACCAUUUCUUAUUUAUCGGAUUACCAUUAAUUUUAUCAAUUACAAUUGGUUCAUAUGGAUUAAGCUAUUUAACACAAACCAGAUAUGAUAUUCAAAAAAUGAAAACUAAAAAGUUGGAAAAAGAAGAAUUGCUUCAAAUAAAUAAUAAUAAAAAGAGAUUUAAUUUACAAGAGGAAUAUUGGAAUUUGCUUGCAGAGAAAGAUUUAGAUGAUUGGGAAAAUAAGAGAUUGGAAAGGCAAAAUGGACAGUUUGAUGGAAUUUUAAGAUAA